Molecule: messenger RNA, 2178 nt
Organism: Babesia bigemina
Lineage: Eukaryota; Apicomplexa; Aconoidasida; Piroplasmida; Babesiidae
Exons: 4
Coding region: 1-2178 (725 amino acids)
Cellular component (GO): NuA4 histone acetyltransferase complex
Molecular function (GO): protein binding
Source: RefSeq, a predicted model, not a curated record
AUGGGCAACGACAACCACCACGAAGCCCGUCGACGAAUCUACGUCCUUACGACGGCUGAAAUGUGCUCAUUUGGCGGAUCGGACAGCGCGCCGCGCGGUGCGGCCUUCUUGGGUGUGUUCGCCCUGUCUAGUGCACGCGGCCACUCGCCCGACCCUCGCGGCGCCGGCAACUUGCCACAAGCCAACUUUUGGAAGCAAUGGUUUCACAGGAUGGAGAGCGGGAAAAUAUGGCGACAAUUCUGCGCACAAAAAAUACUCAAGAGGAUGCGCGCGGAUCGCUUUGGCACGCUCUUCGCCCACCCCGUGCUGGAAGCCAGUGAUUCCGUAAUCACGCCGGCUGUCAAGGAGGCGUACCGAGCGAUCAUCGCCAAGCCGAUGGACUACAAGACAGUAAAGGCCAAACUGGACAAUGGCAUAUACAUGACGCCGGACGAAUUCAAGGACGACAUGCUGCUCAUCUACGACAACUGUAUGCGCUUCAACCCGCCCGUGGGGGUCAACAAGUGGAUUUACGAUGCCGCGGAGACCAACAAGGCGAAAUUUGAAAAAAUGUGGGAGGCGUCGCAGGAUAAGGUUGAGCGGCUUCUGGCAAAGGCCAACGCUCAGAGGCAGCGGGGGAAACACAAAGCGCAGUACAGCGCGAGCAUGAAUGUAGACGACGACGUUAGCCACAAGAAAGCCGCCGCAACUCUUAAUGUCUCAACUCUAGACACGGCCGUCCCAGCGACCGCGCCGCUGCGCGCCGUGUCCGACACCGCACAAACGGUCACCACAGUGACGGAUAACACCUCAGAACCAGCCAGUUCGGUCGCUGCUGAACCCACCGCUGUCGCAACAGGCGGCCAAGCAGCAGCGACGCAGUCAGUUGAGGCGGGAGCGCCGCAGCAGGCGUCCUUCAAGUUCACGUUCAGGGUUAAUUUGCAGGCCGUACAGGAGUACAAACAGCGGCUUGCAGCCAAGGCUCGACAGGCAGUGCCGGCGGAGCCUUUACCCGAGCACCUCCCGCAGGAGGCCAUCACUAUUCCGGACGCACCGGAGCCGCUGCCCGCCGCCCCGGAGCUGCCGCCUGAGGCUGCGGCCACAGUAGUUGAGAGCGCCGUCCCGCGCGACGUGACCCCCAACACCUUCUUCUACGAUGAGACUCCGCACAUGCCCGAGGUCGACAUGGAUGAAACCGUCGCCGUGUCGGAAGUCGACCUGGACAAACUGCCACCUAUCGCAUCUCGUCGUGAGAACAGCAUCCUGCGCGUGAACUGGCUGUCGGAAAAUGAGUGCAACCAGCUCUUCCCUCAUUGCAGCAUCAUCGGGCUCCACGAGCGCAAAAAGCACUACAACGUCAGCGACCUGGCGCUGAGGUGCGUCUACAACGAGCUCUACAUGAAUGAGAGCGGCAAGCGCACCGAGAGGACCACGCGGGAACUCAUAGAGUCCACUGUGAAAGAGGACUACACGAUGAAACACCACAAACUCAUCAAUUUCUUGCUCGAGAAACCCGCGGAGACCCCGGUACCGACCCCGUGCACCCUCCACGAGUUCGGCGAGGGGGACGCCAACAGCCUGACGGACGUGGAGUGCUACGCCCCGUCGCCGCGCGACCACGACACCUUCCGCGACAGCACCGAGACGCUGCUGUCCGCCCGGUCCGACGACCACGACUACGACGAUCGCACCCCAAGGGCGCAGACGCUGCGCAUCGAGCUUCCCACCGAAGCCACCAUCGGAGUCGGCGCCGCUGCCGAGCGCGUGCUGCUAAAGAACGGGUUCAGGAAGGUCAGCAUCGCGAAGUGCACGAUCAAGUGCGCCGACGAGCUCUCCUUCACGAGCGACAACUCGGGCUACUACAAGCUGGACGAGUCCGAGUUCAUGUACCACACGGCCAUCAUGCGCCACCUACGACUGUUCCUGGUCAACUGCGGAACUGUGUACAUUGACAUCACGCGGCGCACGCCGCCCCUGGCCGAGCUCAUCCUCAAGCACGGCAUGACCUCGGAGGUGCACGACCUGUACCUGGAGUCAAAGUGCCGCGUGCAGAAGAACCUGGCGUUCUUCCAGCUGCCGCACGCCGGCUGCAUCUCGUACGCCGCCAACGUGGACGUGCUGUGGCGGAUACAGACCGUGACCAGCGCGCUGCCCAAGCCGCUUAUCGUGCUGCACCUAAUAUGCAGGGACAUGAACUAA